UGCUGCUACUGUCACUUCUGCCGCUGCCGCUGUUGUUACAGAUAUUGCUUUUGCUCGUACUACCGCAUGACAAUUGUUUUCCUCGUCUAAGCAGAUACCAGCCUCAGAUGCUCAAGGUGAGAGUCUUGGCUUUCGCUCUGGGCUAUUGGUUCACUUAAUCCGGUCAAUUUGUUCAGUGUUCGUGGUUUUCUUUCUCUUGUUACCCUCCUUUCCCCUGUUUUGUUUUGUUGUGCUUGCUUUUGGGGGGAUGUUUCUUUCCUCCCACAGAAGAGCUGUAAUUGCUUGAGAGACAUUUAAGGAAUUAUAAAAGUGGCCAGCAAACAGGAGCUCAGUAACAGCAAAGCUACUCUUGCUUCAGAGGGGCAGAGAGAGCAACAGAGAGCUCGGGGGCAGGGGGGAACAGGGAGAGUCUAAUUUUUGCUGUGCAUUACUCCUCUCCCAGUUUGGAUGAUGUUGCUGAGCUCGGACAUUUUGUUGACUUCCCCUCUGUGAUUUUUGCAGAGCACUGUGACUAUUAUUACCAUCUCUUUUUGUCUGUGUCUCACAGUAAUGGACUGUGAUAGAGUUAAGGCCUUUUGGAGGUGAGCUGUUUGAAAGCUGAUGCUUAAACAUGUCUGAAGUAGCUGCCAACACUUUCCCCAGCCCCUCAGCUCAGCUGAGCCUUGAUGCCUCCCUUGACGGGCUCCCGGCUGAGGAGAAUAUGCCGGGGACCCAGAGAGAGGACAGGAGGGUCCAGGGGAUAGCAGGCCUUGCCACGACCUGCUGUGUGUGCCUGGAGGCAGAGCGACUGAAGGGCUGCCUCAACUCUGAAAAGAUCUGCAUUGCCCCUAUCCUGGCUUGCCUGCUUAGCCUUUGCCUCUGCAUUGCUGGCCUCAAGUGGGUCUUUGUGGACAAGAUUUUUGAGUAUGACUCUCCUACUCACCUUGACCCUGGAAGGAUAGGACAAGACCCAAAGAGCGCUGUGGAUCCUACAGCUCUGUCUGCCUGGGUGCCUUCGGAGGUGUAUGCCUCACCCUUCCCCAUACCUAGCCUCAAGAGCAAGGCUGAAGUGACAGUGCAAAGUGACAGCUCACUCGUGCCCUCCAAACCGUUCCUCCAGCCUUCUCUGUAUAACCACAUCCUAGACGUUGGGUUGUUGUCCUCUGCCACACCUUCGCUGUCACCACCUGCCCUGGAGCCUACUACAGCAUCUCAGGCACAAGCAACCGAAACCAAUCUCCAAACGGCUCCAAAACUUUGUAAGUAG
This is a messenger RNA of Leptosomus discolor (cuckoo roller), 1246 nucleotides long. Lineage: Eukaryota; Metazoa; Chordata; Aves; Leptosomiformes; Leptosomidae. The record is from RefSeq and is a predicted model, not a curated record.